GCAUCAAGAGAACAAGCUAGUGAAACACUGCACGCGCAAAAGAGAAGUUCUCAGGCUGAUGACGGAUCCAGGAUGCUGCGCUUCUGUCCGGUCCUGCUGGUCCUGAUGCUGGCGUCGUGCGGCGCUAACGUGGUCAUCCAGAGAGACGCUCGGUUCGAUGUGACGUAUGACGACACGGUCACCAGCGACAACCAGACCAUCUACUCCUACAACCACACCGUCUCCAGAAACAAGACGGAGGGUGUGCGUGUGUCCGUGGAGCUGCUGUCAGAGAGUGCUCCGAGUCCGGUUCUGUUCGUGGUCCGGCAGAAACAGGCCGUUCUGUCCUUCCAGGUUCCCCUCAUCCUCAGAGGCCUGUAUCAGAGGAAGUACCAGUACACACAGCUGGGCCGUACGCUGUGUCAGCCGCCCACUAAAGCCGUGGCAGAGACGCAGUUCUUCUUCGUGGACGUGUCGACGCUGUCCAGCGCUGGGGUCCACUAUCAGCUGCGCGUCAGCCGCGUGGACAGCUUCACGCUGCAGACAGACAAGAAAUUCAGCUUCAAUGCGACGCCGUCCCAACCACAGUUCUUUAGGUAUGUGUUUCCGGAAGGUGUGGACACAGUGAUUGUGAAGGUGAACUCACAGAAGAACUUCCCCUGCUCAGUCAUGUCAAUACAGGACAUCCAGUGUCCGGUUUAUGAUCUGGAUAAUAAUGUGGCGUUUAUUGGAAUGUAUCAGACCAUGACCACCACAGCCGCCAUCACAGUGCAGAGGAAGGAUUUCCCCAGUAACAGUUUCUAUGUGGUGGUGGUGGUGAAGACUGAAGACGAGGCGUGCGGAGGACCGCUGCGUUUCUACCCGCUCUUACCUGAUGAGCUGCUAGAUGCUGGGAAUCGCAGUAAAACUCUGGAUGUGAUUGUUUCUCCUGCCAUUAACUCGGAGGUGUAUGUGAUGGGGAUGCUCUUCUGCCUGGGGAUCUUCCUGUCCUUCUAUCUGCUCACGUUUCUCAUGGCGUGUGUGGAGAAUAAGAGGAUGAACAGGAAGAGGGAGGGGCUUCUGAACGCCGACACCUCACCUGCUGAGACAGCGUCUCUCUUGGGAAGAGUCUCUCCGUAUGAAUACGGUUCAUUUGCUGAUAACGGCAGCACAUUGAGCUCUGAAGCUGUUACUGACAGUUUAGCAUCGGCCGAUGGGAACUACGGAUACAUGGAGCGUUCCUUAGAGAGUGUCGGCCGCAGUCGACACGAGUCUCUGAGUUCAGUAGAAGAGGACGAUUACGACACGCUGGCCGACAUCGACUCGGACAAAAACAUCGUCCGUACGAAGAAGUUCCUGUGCGUCUCUGAUCUCGCUCGUAAAGACAAACGCAUCCUCAGCAAGAAAUACCAGAUCUACUUCUGGAACAUCGCUACGAUCGCAGUGUUUUACGCUCUUCCUGUCAUUCAGCUGGUUAUCACCUAUCAGACGGUUGUAAACGUCACAGGAAACCAAGACAUCUGCUAUUAUAACUUCCUGUGUGCACACCCUCUUGGAGCACUAAGCUCCUUCAAUAACAUCCUGAGUAACCUGAGUUAUGUGCUGCUGGGGCUGCUGUUCCUGCUCAUCAUCCUACAGAGGGACAUCCUUCACAACCGCGCGCUCGAGCGCAACGAGAACACAGCGCUGGAGUGUGGCAUUCCCAAGCACUUCGGCCUGUAUUACGCCAUGGGCACUGCUCUGAUGAUGGAGGGGCUACUCAGCGCCUGCUACCACGUCUGUCCGAACUACACCAACUUCCAGUUCGACACGUCGUUCAUGUAUAUGAUUGCUGGACUGUGUAUGUUGAAGCUGUAUCAGAAGAGACACCCGGAUAUCAAUGCCAGUGCGUACUCCGCUUACGCUUGUCUGGCUGCUGUCAUAUUCUUCUCUGUGCUGGGAGUGGUGUUUGGUAAGGGUAACACAGCGUUCUGGAUCGUUUUCUCUGUCAUACACAUACUGGCUACACUGCUGCUGAGCACACAGCUCUACUACAUGGGCCGCUGGAGACUCGACUCGGGGAUCUUCCGCAGGAUGUUGAAUGUGAUCUACACAGACUGUAUUCGACAGUGCAGUGGACCCAUGUACAUCGCA
Sinocyclocheilus anshuiensis is the source of this 2091-nucleotide messenger RNA. Its product is annotated as SID1 transmembrane family member 2-like. Gene Ontology annotation, biological process: RNA transport. The transcript is spliced from 23 exons. Gene Ontology annotation, molecular function: RNA transmembrane transporter activity; double-stranded RNA binding. Lineage: Eukaryota; Metazoa; Chordata; Actinopteri; Cypriniformes; Cyprinidae. Gene Ontology annotation, cellular component: plasma membrane; lysosome. The record is from RefSeq and is a predicted model, not a curated record. The annotation marks the transcript as partial.